This is a messenger RNA of Folsomia candida, 1981 nucleotides long. RefSeq lists its product as uncharacterized. The transcript has 7 exons. NCBI's taxonomy places the organism in Eukaryota, Metazoa, Arthropoda, Collembola, Entomobryomorpha, Isotomidae. Gene Ontology annotation, molecular function: chitin binding. The record is from RefSeq and is a predicted model, not a curated record. Bases 68 to 1285 code for a protein of 405 amino acids. Gene Ontology annotation, cellular component: extracellular region.
UACGAAAAUAUGCUCACACUUUGCUCUUGACAUCGGACACGAACAAACCUCCAAAUUAGUACAUACGAUGGCAUCUAGGAAAUUAUUAAUGGGUGUGGUCACCGCACUUGUUCUAUUACAAGGAGGGGAAUCUCGCAGAUUAUCUCCAAGAGCUUCAGGUCCAGGAUUCGCCCCGUACUUCGAUGUAACGUUGGAUCGCCCAAAUCUCUACGAAUAUAUGCAACUGACUGGUCAAAAAGAUUUUACGUUAGCAUUUGCUUUGGGUGGUAGUCAAGGUUGUUAUCCUAUGUGGGGUGCCCAAUUAAAUAUUGACGACCCUGCCGUGCUAGAUCCAAUUAAACAAGUUAUGGCUGCUGGAGGGCAAAUGGUCAUCGCUACAGGUGGUGCAGUUGGCCCUUAUCUGGAGCAUGUUUGCUCAACCUCUGAAGCUCUCGCUACUGCGUACAAGGUUGCUCUUGAUGUCGUGGGGACGACACAUUUGGACAUCGAUAUUGAGGCUCCGAUCAAUAAUGAUUUGGUUAACAGAGCUCUUGCCCAAGUGCAAAGGGAAAGACCAUCCACCACGGUCUCAUACACGGUUAUGAUUCAAGGAGAAGAUUACGGGAUGACGCCAGAGUUAGGGGUGAACGUGCUCAUAAAUGCAAAAGCUAACGGAGUCAGGGUCGACUUGGUCAACGCGAUGACGAUGGAGUUUCCUGGAACAAGUCCUGAAUGGGGGGAUUCCGUAAUUAAUGCGACCAAGGCGACGCUCCGACAAAUGGCGGCCAUUUGGCCGGAGAAGAGCGAAGUCGAACUGAAAGAAAUGGUCGGCGUUACGCCAAUGAUUGGCCGAAAUUUUAAUGGAAAGGUUUUUGAGACACGUCACGGUCGUCAACUCGUGGAAUGGGGAAACUCUGAGAAGAUUGCACAUUUAAGUUUCUGGUCGAUCGGUCGUGACAAUGGGGACUGUCCUGAUGGCACACUUUCUCCUUAUUGCUCCGGAACCACGCAAGGACCUCAGGAAUUUACUUCGAUCUUUAAAGGAUUCAAUCCUGGUCCACCCGUUCCAACCACAACGCGAGACCCGACAGCUCCACCACCCACCACAACGAGGCCACCAUCCACGACCCCACCAAACCGAGAGUGUACGCAUGAAGGAAUUGAUGGCAUUAAAUGUGAAACAACUUUCUGGACGUGUAUCAUACAGGAUGGACAGUUAGUCAAAAUUGAGAUGAGGUGUGCAAUUGGACUUGUGUAUGACCCCACGAUUUUGGCUUGUAAUUAUCCCGAAGCUAUCGGUUGCUAAACAAAGACUUAAAUGUUAUCAGACUUUAAUAUUUGCCUAUUUAUAUAUUAUAAUAUAAACUAAACCCUAAAAAGGAUUGCUUAGGUGAGACUCGGGUAUAUGCGAUUAAAAGGAUGAAAUAACCCUCUCCCUCCUCCCACACUGGAGAGCAAGUGUUGGUAAAAUGAACAUCACCUCCCUGGGAAUAAUUUCCUAACUGUGCAAAUUCUUCCAAAAUAAUUGGAAGAACUAUGUACUGUCAUUUAAAAAAAAGCAAAUUCAAGAAAUGACUGAUUAAUUAUUUCUUGGUUGUGCAUUCAAAACAAGCCUUAGCCCACUUCCAGAGAAAGUUUCCGUAUUAUUUGUAUAUGUAUUACCGAAUGCACUUAUCUUAAAUAUGCAGUGCAACAUUAACGAGGAAUCAACAGGCACCAAUGGCCAUUAUAACGAUAAAGUCAGGAUGUGCAAACUGAAUUCAGAUCAAUUCCGUCAUAUUUGGACGCAAAAUUAUUUCCCCGUGACGAAAUUAUUCCCAAGGCGGUGAUGCUCAUUUUACCAACACUUGCUCUCCAGUGUGGGAGGAGGGAGGGGGUUAUUUCAUCCUUUUAAUCGCAUAUACCCGAGUCUCACCUAAGCAAUCCUUUUUAGGGUUUAGUUUAUUUGUAACUUUUGAUUGUUAAUAUUCGUAAUAAACUAGUAACGAAAUCAAUUAACGAA